Messenger RNA from Macrosiphum euphorbiae (potato aphid), 1674 nucleotides. The record is from the annotation of a GenBank genome assembly. NCBI's taxonomy places the organism in Eukaryota, Metazoa, Arthropoda, Insecta, Hemiptera, Aphididae.
AUGCAAUCGCGAGGUUGGCACAGUGAGACUAGACGUCACUUGGUCGUUCGUGGUGAGAUCUCGGUUCGUAAACAUACAAAAACUGUAUGUGAAAUUGUAUGUGUUUGGAAGUGUAGGAAUAGUGUCGGUGGAGGAACAAUAAGGAACAGUAGAAGCCGCUUAUUGGGAACACAGAUAAUUGAUGCAAUCAGCUUAUUGGAACAUAACAUUGGUUAUUUGAAACAAUUAGGCGAAGGGCAAAUCAGGGUCACUGAAGAAAACGUCCUGGGCUUGCUACCAGCCGCAGAUCUCUUGCAGUUACAAGGAGUAAAAGACGCUUGUUGUGAUUUUUUACAGUCACAGCUCUGUCCUACAAAUUGUAUCGGUAUUAACACUCUUGCUGAUUUACAUAGCUGUAAAAAAUUGAUAACAAGAUCAGAAAUAUAUAUUCAUCAACACUUUUCUGAAGUUUUUGGCGGUGAUGAAUUCCUAUCCUUAUCAUCGGAACAAGUAAUUAAGUUGAUAUCCAAUAAUAGACUUCCAGUAUCAUCUGAUGAAAAAGUGUUUGAAAGUGUGAUAUCUUGGGUGAAAUAUGAUUUGGGUUCAAGACAAUGUAUUUUACCCCAAUUAAUGGAACACGUGCGAUUACCAUUAACAUCGAAAGAGUACAUAUUAAAAAAUGUAAUUGAGGAACCACUUAUUUUGAAUUGUUUUAAAUGUUAUCAUUACGGAUUUGAGGCAUUAAAUACAAUCAACUCGGAAGAGUUUAUUCCGCAAAUCGUCCGGAAUAUACCCAGACAUGGCGAAAAAGUUCUAUUAGUUAUCGGUGGAAAUGAGUUUGGACCACGUAAUAGCUUAGAAUGGUUUGAUCCAAGAACGGAUCAAUGGCAUUUUGGACCAGAAUUGAUUACAGACCGAUGUGUAAAUAGUCUAGUCGUAAUUAAUGAUAAUUUUGUAUUUGAUGUGGGUUGUAAUGCAUCACAUCGGUCUGUUUAUAUGCUUGAUUUGUCUUCCGAAUCACCUUGUUGGCAACCAAGUGUCGACAUGUUAGUUGAAAGAAGACUUUCAGGUUUUGGUGUAAUAAAUGAUAAAAUAUAUGCUGUAGGCGGAUUGGAUGAUAUGUUUGGUAAUUUACAAAGUGCAGAAGUUUUCGACUACAAUACUCAAGCAUGGCGUAUGAUAUGUAGUAUGACUUCUAUAAGAUCUUCAUUUGGUGUUGGAGUCCUGAAUGAACUUUUAUAUGUGGUAGGAGGUCAUGAUGAAUACAGACGUUCUUUAGACACUGUUGAAUGUUAUAAUCCCAGUAUGGAUAUGUGGAGACCAGUCGCGAACAUGCGUAUACGUCGCAGUUGUGCCGGUGUAGGAGUUUUGAACGGUGUACUGUAUGCUGUAGGUGGCCAUGAUGGAUCUGACUGCCUGAGUAGUGUUGAAGCAUACAAACCAAGUACAGGAGUUUGGACUUCUAUUGCAGACAUGAUCAUACCUCGAAAAUAUCCAGAAGCAGUCGCAUUAGAUGGUUUGUUGUAUGUCGUUGGUGGAUUAAGCGCAUCUUCUUUUUUUGAUUCUGUAGAAUGUUACAACCCAAACACCAAUACCUGGGCCAUGGUCACAGCGAAAUGUAAUAUUUUGCGGAUUUUACCAGGAGUAGUAACAAUUAAUAGACCACUACAUUUUACAACUUAUGAGCAUUUAUGA